Callorhinus ursinus (northern fur seal) is the source of this 2604-nucleotide messenger RNA. It is a transcript of the gene PCK1, whose product is annotated as phosphoenolpyruvate carboxykinase 1. Gene Ontology annotation, molecular function: phosphoenolpyruvate carboxykinase (GTP) activity; manganese ion binding; GTP binding. Gene Ontology annotation, biological process: oxaloacetate metabolic process; cellular response to dexamethasone stimulus; cellular response to insulin stimulus. Gene Ontology annotation, cellular component: cytosol. Lineage: Eukaryota; Metazoa; Chordata; Mammalia; Carnivora; Otariidae. The record is from RefSeq and is a predicted model, not a curated record.
GGACUUCCCACUGGGAACGCACGUCCACCAGCAGGAAGAACCUCGAAAGAAACCCUUGGAUCUCUCAUCGAGAUCAUCCAAAAAGAAGAAAGGGAAUUUUGGCAUCCGUGGUCCUUAGCACGACCCUGCAGAGAUGCCUCCUCAGCUCCAAAACGGCCUCAACUUCUCAGCCAAAGUCAUCCAGGGCACCCUAGACAGCCUGCCCCAGGCGGUAAGAGCAUUCGUGGAGAGCAACGUCAGGCUGUGCCAGCCUGAGCAUAUCCACAUCUGUGAUGGCUCCGAGCGGGAGAACCAGCAGCUGCUGGACCAAAUGGAAGGAGAGGGCAUGAUCAAGAGGCUGCAGAAGCUCAACAACUGCUGGUUGGCUCUCACUGACCCCAGGGAUGUGGCCAGAAUUGAAAGCAAGACAGUCAUCAUUACCCAAGAGCAAAGAGAUACCAUGCCCAUCCCCAAAACUGGCCUCAGCCAACUAGGUCGCUGGAUGUCAGAGGAGGACUUUGAGAAAGCGUUCAAAGCCCGAUUUCCAGGGUGCAUGAAAGGUCGCACCAUGUACGUGAUCCCAUUCAGCAUGGGGCCCCUGGGCUCACCGCUGUCGAAGAUCGGCAUCGAGCUGACGGAUUCACCCUACGUGGUGACCAGCAUGCGCAUCAUGACGCGGAUGGGCACAGCUGUCCUGGAAGCGCUGGAGGAUGGGGAAUUCGUCAAGUGCCUCCAUUCUGUGGGAUGCCCUUUACCUUUAAAAAAGCCUUUGGUGAACAACUGGCCGUGUAACCCAGAGCUGACACUCAUUGCGCACCUGCCCGACCGCAGGGAAAUCAUCUCCUUUGGGAGUGGGUACGGCGGGAACUCGCUCCUUGGGAAGAAGUGCUUUGCCCUCAGGAUGGCCAGCCGGCUGGCUAAGGAAGAGGGUUGGCUGGCAGAACACAUGCUGAUCCUGGGCAUAACCAACCCCAAGGGCCAGAAGAAGUACUUCGCAGCAGCCUUUCCCAGUGCCUGUGGCAAGACCAACCUGGCCAUGAUGAACCCCAGCCUCCCUGGGUGGAAAAUAGAGUGUGUGGGUGAUGACAUCGCCUGGAUGAAGUUUGACCAACAAGGUAACUUAAGGGCUAUCAACCCAGAAAAUGGCUUUUUUGGUGUGGCUCCCGGAACCUCUGUGAAGACCAACCCCAACGCCAUCAAGACCAUCCAGAAGAAUACCAUCUUCACCAAUGUGGCCGAGACCAGUGAUGGGGGCAUUUACUGGGAAGGUAUCGACCAGGCGCUAGCCCCGGGCAUCAGGAUCACUUCGUGGAAGAAUAAGGAGUGGACCCCCCGGGAUGGGGAACCUUGUGCCCAUCCCAACUCACGCUUCUGCACGCCUGCCAGCCAGUGCCCCAUCAUCGACCCCGCCUGGGAGUCUCCGGAAGGGGUGCCCAUUGAGGGCAUCAUCUUUGGGGGCCGCCGACCUGCUGGUGUUCCCCUGGUCUAUGAAGCUCUCAGUUGGCAACACGGAGUUUUUGUGGGGGCGGCCAUGCGAUCAGAGGCCACAGCGGCUGCAGAACACCAAGGCAAGGUCAUCAUGCACGACCCCUUUGCCAUGCGGCCCUUCUUUGGCUACAACUUUGGCAAAUACCUGGCCCACUGGCUCAGCAUGGCCCAGCGCCCAGCAGCCAAGCUGCCCAAGAUCUUCCAUGUCAACUGGUUCCGGAAAGACAAGGAAGGCAAAUUCCUCUGGCCAGGCUUUGGUGAGAACUCCAGGGUGCUAGAGUGGAUGUUCAACCGCAUCAGUGGGGAAGCCAGUGCCAAGCUCACGCCCAUCGGCUACGUCCCCGAGGAAGGGGCCCUGAACCUGACAGGCCUGGGGGACAUCAACACGAAGGAGCUCUUCCACCUCUCCAAGGAGUUCUGGGAGAAGGAGGUGGAAGACAUCCAGAAGUACCUAGAGGAGCAGGUUAACACCGAUCUCCCCUGUGAAAUCGAGAGAGAGGUCCUUGCCCUGAAGCAAAGGAUCAGCCAGAUGUAAUCAGACCCAAGGGCUUCACCUGUGAAAUCACCCCCUCUCCAGUCCAUGAGAGGUGCCGGGAGCAAGAGCGGGUGGGACGUCCUGAACCAACACCACCCAUCCUACCGCAAUGACCACACUGAUGAGCAGAUUCAGGUUUCAGAUAAGACCACAGAGUACAGGCUAGUAACUGUGAGAUCAGGGAGGGAAAUCUUAGCAUGUCUCCAAAAAUCACUCUCCAGUGCACAUUUGUUCAACCCCGAGGACACUGUGCAUUAGGCUUUCCUGUUUUUUGUAUUUUGUUUUUUGUUUUUUUGUUUUUAUCACUGUAGCUCUAUCAGUUAGCUGGAAUGCACCGAUAAAAUACUUGAGCUGUGUAGAUGGGUACGUGAGUGUGCACGCGCGUGUGUGUCUGUAUUUCUUGUCUAAGAUGUAUAUAAUACCUUUGGAAAAAUCUUGGGCAAGAUUCUCUACUAGUUGUUGCUAGAAAGAAAUGUUGCUUUAUUAUUAAUAUGUGUGUUUAAAUUAUUUUUAUACACCCUUGUUACUUACCUUGACGUAAUUCCAAUUUUUUUCCCUAACUCUUCUUGGAAAAAUUACAAAAUAAACUUUUGUAGAAAAGA